AUGGUCCUGGAGUCUGUGGAGAUGGUCCUGGAGUCUGUGGAGAUGGUCCUGGAGUCUGUGGAGAUGGUCCUAGAGUCUGUGGAGAUGGUCCUGGAGUCUGUGGAGAUGGUCCUAGAGUCUGUGGAGAUGGUCCUGGAGUCUGUGGAGAUGGUCCUAGAGUCUGUGGAGAUGGUCCUGGAGUCUGUGGAGAUGGUCCUAGAGCCUGUGGAGAUGGUCCUGGAGUCUGUGGAGAUGGUCCUGGAGUCUGUGGAGAUGGUCCUGGAGUCUGUGGAGAUGGUCCUGGAGUCUGUGGAGAUGGUCUUAGAGUCUGUGGAGAUGGUCCUGGAGUCUGUGGAGAUGGUCCUGGAGUCUGUGGAGAUGGUCCUGGAGUCUGUGGAGAUGGUCCUGGAGUCUGUGGAGAUGGUCCUGGAGUCUGUGGAGAUGGUCCUGGAGUCUGUGGAGAUGGUCCUGGAGUCUGUGGAGAUGGUCUUAGAGUCUGUGGAGAUGGUCCUGGAGUCUGUGGAGAUCAGGAAAAGAACGCCACGUCUACUCGAAGCACUGAACGCCCUCUGUCCAGAGAAGCUGAUGACCAGAUCCUUUCCCUGA
Knipowitschia caucasica is the source of this 585-nucleotide messenger RNA. The record is from the annotation of a GenBank genome assembly. NCBI's taxonomy places the organism in Eukaryota, Metazoa, Chordata, Actinopteri, Gobiiformes, Gobiidae.